AUGUCGACCGAUGCGAUCGAAGUAGGAGAGGAAGCUCUCGAUGUUAAACUUAACGCAAUGAAGAUCGUCGAUGAGAAGACCGCGGUUGACGGAAACGUUGCCACUGACGUUAAGCCAGCCAAGAAAGGCCGCCAUAUUCGUUUGACCGAUGAAGAACUUCGUAAGCAAUGGGAAGAGAUUCAAGCCACGAAGAAAGUUAUCGAAACUGGAGUUAAGGGAACUGUUAAAUGGUACUCGAUCCUUGGACACUAUGGUUUCAUCGCCCGAUCCGAUAUUGAAGGAGAUAUCUUCGUUCACCAGAGCGCUAUCGCUGUUUCUCGUAUUGAGAAAUUGUUCUUGAGAACAUUAGCUGAUGGUGAGGAAGUUGAGUUCGAUAUUGUCGAAGGCAAGAAUGGAUUAGAGGCAGCUAAUGUUUCUGGACCAGAAAGAACUGCUGUUAAGGGAGCUAAAGCUUUCCGUAUCCUUCUUGGAAGCCGAUUCAACAACCGUAAAAAUGAGAACAAGGAAAAUGUUGAAAACCCAGAAGCCAAGGAUGGAUCUGCCCGUCGCAGAAAAACUGAUGGUGGUCGUGGAGAAAAUCAAGAACGAAGUGAUGAAUCUCGUGGUACCCGUCGUACUCAAAGACCAAGAUCUUUCAGCAAGAAAAACAAGAAGGACGUAGCUGAGGAAGCUAGUGCCAGACGUACCGUUGAAGGAACCACAAUUUCCCCCCGUUGUGAUUCUGGUCUUGGUGAUCAUGAAGCUGGGCUUGGAGCCACUUCUGUUGAUGCUCAGAUCUAA
Messenger RNA from Auanema sp. JU1783, 780 nucleotides. NCBI's taxonomy places the organism in Eukaryota, Metazoa, Nematoda, Chromadorea, Rhabditida, Rhabditidae. The record is from the annotation of a GenBank genome assembly.